Molecule: messenger RNA, 923 nt
Organism: Lolium rigidum
Lineage: Eukaryota; Viridiplantae; Streptophyta; Magnoliopsida; Poales; Poaceae
Product: transcription factor MYB4-like
Exons: 3
Coding region: 1-783 (260 amino acids)
Source: RefSeq, a predicted model, not a curated record
AUGGGGAGGGCACCUUGUUGCGAGAAGGAGGGGCUGAGGAGGGGCACGUGGAGCCCCGAGGAGGACCAGGUGCUCGCCGACUACAUCGCCCAGCACGGCCACCCCAACUGGCGCGCCCUUCCCAGGCACGCCGGGCUGCUGCGGUGCGGGAAGAGCUGCCGGCUGCGGUGGAUCAACUACCUCCGGCCGGACAUCAAGCGGGGCAACUUCACCGCCGACGAGGAGGACCGCAUCAUCCGCCUCCAUCAGUCCCUCGGCAACAGGUGGUCCGCGAUUGCCGCGCAGCUGCCGGGACGCACUGACAACGAGAUCAAGAACGUCUGGCACACAAACCUCAAGAAGAGGGUGGAGGACGACCAGAAGGGCACCGCAGCCAAAGGUGGCGAGGGCCGGCAGAAGUCACGCAAGCAGGCCAAGGCUAAGAGCGCUACUGCCGAUGGCGAGGUCAAGCAUGAGCAGCUCACGGCGUCGCCGGAGCGGUCGAGCAGCAGCAUGACCUGCUCCACGGUGACCGUGACUGAUUCAGCGGCGGCAUCAUCCUCGCCGGCCGACAACGCGGCCAACACAAGCGCAAGCAACGGUCACGAGCUUGUCAAGGAGGUCAGCUCGGCGGUGGUCAUCGACGACAGCUUCUGGUCGUCGACAGACCUGGCAGAGGUGAUGGACCUCGGCGCCUUGGACACGGAUCUGAGCCUGAAGAUGAGCUCGAGAAACGAGGACAUGGAGUUCUGGCUCAAUAUACUGCACGAGGCCGGAGAGAUGAGGGACUUGGCCAUCUUGUAACAAUGGGAAAGCAAGCUUAGUUAUCUACCUGGGAGAUUAGACUGUUCUCUGUUUUGUUCUCCCUUUUUUUACUCCCCAUCUUCCUGGAGAAAAUGCUGGGAAAUUGAGGUGACUUCACCUUCUUUAGAAGAUAAAAAAUG